UAAAGGCCUUAAAACUUCACAACUUUUCUCCAUUUUCACCUAAAAAGGAAAAAAGCCAUUUCCAUUGAACAUUAGCUUUCUCCUUCACUCUAUAUUCAUGCUUCUGCCUCAAUUCAUGGAUUGAUCUCAUAAAUACUCUUCAACCAACAAGAUCCUACAUAUAUACAUAUAUACAUAUAAUAGAAUAAGGUUAACUAAACCUCUAUCACCAUUCAUUCCAUUAGAAUGGAUUCAUUCAAUGAAGGUCAUCAAAGUAGCAGCUUCAGGUACAAUCCGAAUUUGAACAUGGCGAAUCAUGCGGCCGACGAUGAUAACGAAGAAGAAGAUGAGGCUGGUGAGUUCUCUGGGGUUUUAGAGAUCUUUGUUCACCAUGCAAGAAACAUUCACAACAUAUGCAUCUAUGAUAACCAAGAUGUGUAUGCAAAAUUCUCUUUCACAUACAACCCUGAUGAGACUUUAUCCACAAGAAUCAUCAAUGGAGGUGGAAAGAAUCCAACAUUUAAUGAGAAUCUAAGGAUGAAGAUCUCCAAUGUGGAUGAUGCAGUUCUAAAGUGUGAGAUUUGGAUGUUUAGUAGAGCAAGGAAUCACUUGGAGGAUCAGCUUCUUGGAUUCUCUUUGGUUCCAAUUUCUCAAGUUCUUAUUGGAAAAGGAAAAGGAAAAGUGACUCAAGAUUAUAGCCUCUCUUCCACUGAUCUUUUCCAUUCACCAGCUGGAACAGUUCAAUUGACACUCUCCUUAGACACAAACAAUUCUAAUUUUGAUUUGAUAUCAUCCGAAUCUGCGAAAACCUCUUCGAUUUCUUCAGAAGUGGUGUUGCUUGACAGAAAAGUAACAGAGGUUAUGGUUGAUCCGGUUGAGUAUUCGAGGAUUGUGUUUCCUGAUAUUGGCGUGGCGAAGGAGAAUCAAGAAAUGGCAACUGAUUACUUCAAUUCUUGCUCUUCUAGAGGGCUGCUACUGCCAUUCCUUCGCCUCGGCGCAUCCAAUGACUGUGAAAUGAAUCCUGUUUCUCCAAAUGAGAGUAUUCAUCAGAACUCAGGUUUCUUAAGCUCCACAACUACAAGCCUAAGUGAUGAUAGAGAUAGAAACUCGUCUGCAGAUUCGAUUCAGAAAAAGAAUAAUUCUUGCAAUGUUUCAAUCAGUGUUAUAGAAGGCAGUAUUAGUAACUCUCCAGAUACACCAACUUCCAAGAAAGAAGGCGAAUCCAUAGACGAAAAAGAAAGCGAAAAGAGUGAUGAUAGUGAGAAGAAAGUUGGGAAAUUUGGUCAAGUUUUUUCAGCUCCAUUAGGGAACAUGGACAUGAAUAUGAAUUUGGAAGCUGAACAAUCUGCAAUGCAGAAACAAAUAGUGGAUAUGUAUAUGAGAAGCAUGCAACAAUUCACAGAAUCCUUAGCAAGAAUGAAGCUACCUAUGGAAAUUGACAAAUCUGAAAGAAAAGAUCAAGAUUGUGGUGAUGUGAUUCAGAAUCAUGAAAGCAGCAAUAACAACAACAUCAUAUCAGAAAUUGAUGAUGUUAGUAAUAAUAGUAAGAAGAAAAAAGAUGGAUCAAGAGUGUUUUAUGGUAGCAGGGCAUUCUUCUAAAACCAUUAUUCAUUACUCAGAAAUUAGUACUAAUGUUGUUACUCUUAUUCUUAUUAUCAUAACAUAAAGUACUCUUGAUAUUUGUUUAUGACAUAUUUUUA
This is a messenger RNA of Arachis stenosperma, 1679 nucleotides long. RefSeq lists its product as uncharacterized. NCBI's taxonomy places the organism in Eukaryota, Viridiplantae, Streptophyta, Magnoliopsida, Fabales, Fabaceae. The transcript has 2 exons. The coding region runs from base 226 to 1578 and encodes 450 amino acids. The record is from RefSeq and is a predicted model, not a curated record.